UUUAUUAGCGUGGACAUAUCCUUGUCAUCAAAAAGUGUUUCUAUACUUUCGCCAUUUGAACUAGUCGCUUUUCACGAGCAGACAAAAAGCAUUUCAUACGCGUAAGUGCCAUUGUUGGGAAGAGUGCUGUCGAAACUAUUAUCUCGUCUGCGCUUUUUGUUAAUUUUAUUAAAUAUCCAUCCAAGUUUACUCAAUCAAGUAAUAAGUGUGUAAAAGUUAUCAGUUACGUCAGUCAAAAUGGCAUCAGACCAACGAAUAGAUGCAUCUACCACAGUUACUUCGGGUAAUUGCAUUUACACGUGGACGAUCGAAAAUUAUAGCUUAAUAAAAUCAAAAGUUGGAGAAAAAAUAGAAUCUCCAAAAUUUGGCGUGGGAAGUAAUGUUAAAAACUAUUUUCAAUUGUGGCUAUACCCUGCAGGCCAUAGUGAGAAAGAUGCAGGAUUCAUUUCGUUAUAUCUUAUACCGCUAAUUGAUUCUACGAAGCGACCGGAUAAGCUCGUAUGUAAAUUGACAGUAUCACUUGUUAAAGAUAAAAAAGUUAUUGAAAAAGUUACAGGGCAUUACGAUUUUGCGAGUAAUAAAGUGUUUGUCUACGGUUCGUCGAAAUUUUAUGAAUUAAAAAAAAUUGACAAAUUAAUUUCCUCCCAGAAUACUGUAACUAUUCAUUGUAAAUUAGAAAUUUUCAAGAAAUUUGAAUCCUCAUUGAAAUUAGACAAUAUCAACAUGACAGAUCAGAUAAAUAAUAAAAUAAACUUAGACUCAUUGUUUCUCUGUGAAGAAUUCAGUGAUAUUCGAAUUAUAACUUCUGAUGGAAAUGAUAUCCCAGCUCACAAAGCUAUACUCGCAGCUGCCAGCCCUGUAUUUAGGGCCAUGUUUACUCACAAUAUGUUGGAAAAUACAGAAAAUUCAGUGAACAUAACUGACACUACUAAAAAUACUGUAAUUGAAAUGCUGAGAUACAUCUACACAGCUGAGGUUAUUAUCAACAAAGUAGAUAUUACUAUUGAAUUAUUAGAAGUAGCUGACAAGUAUCAAAUUGACAAUUUGAAAAUUAAAUGUGAAAAAAUAUUAGGUUCUAAAUUGUCAUCUAAAAAUGCUAUCAAGAUAUUAAUAGCUGCUCAUAAAUACAAAACAAAGUAUUUGGAAGAUGAAACGAUAAAGUUUAUUACAACUAACACUGAAUUACUCUCCAAUUCUGAAAAGAUGAAGAAAAUGCAUGAUCCUGAUUUAUGGGUGAAUUUAACUCAAUUAAUAGUAAAAUCUCAAAAAAAUGUAUCUUGUCCAGUUUGUCAUCCAGAAAAUCAUAGUUAA
Trichogramma pretiosum is the source of this 1311-nucleotide messenger RNA. Its product is annotated as speckle-type POZ protein A-like. Gene Ontology annotation, biological process: regulation of proteolysis; proteasome-mediated ubiquitin-dependent protein catabolic process. The coding region runs from base 238 to 1311 and encodes 357 amino acids. Gene Ontology annotation, cellular component: cytoplasm. NCBI's taxonomy places the organism in Eukaryota, Metazoa, Arthropoda, Insecta, Hymenoptera, Trichogrammatidae. The record is from RefSeq and is a predicted model, not a curated record. The transcript has a single exon. Gene Ontology annotation, molecular function: ubiquitin protein ligase binding.